AUGAUCUCUCUGUCUAGACUUCUCGCCUUCGCUGGCCUAGCUGUUUCUCUCGCAGAAUGUUCAGGCCUCGUCGCACCGGCGUAUCAGGGCGUACCUGCCACUGUUAACGACCCGCCUGACUUUAAUGGAACCUCUACGGACUCGUCUUCCAUUACCUCGACCGCUCUUCAGGUGGAUCAAAAGGCGGGUGCAACGGGAGACGCUCCUCCAGAUCAACCAGUCGCAAAUACCACGGUUACCGCUGUUGACGGUAAUCUGGUGAACGCCACAAUCCCGACCCCUGCCUCUCGCCGCGAUUUGGACGCGAGGGGUUCUGAGUCGCAUCUUACGCGUAGAAACAAUUCGAACUACGAAUUGGUCUUUUGGGGAACCGGAACCGGGCCCAACGACCGUGAUGCGGCUAUUGAGGGAACAGCGUACCUGACCUACACAGUUGUCAGCAACACUACAUACGAUAUUGACGACUGUCUUGCGUUCUGUGACAGCGUCGAGGAUUGUGUUUUUGCAAAUCUGUACUACGAAUUCAACAACCCUUUGCUGGACUUUGUUUUCUCGCAAAAGUCCAACUUGAAGUGCGCUCUUUACGCCGAUGUCCAUUCUGCUGCCGAGAAAACAAACUUCGGUGGUCAAGCUCUCGAGCCCAGCCCCGCGCCACUCAACUUCAUCCAACAAAGUAGUGGAUGGGCUGCAAAGUCACUUGUAGAUCCCACGACUCCUCCGGGCUACACACAAACCUUUGGUCCGACUGGUGGAGCGAAUAAUGCGCCAGGCUACAUGGGCUUUGCAUUCAUUGACAAAUACGACGUUCAAGCAUGUGCUGAUCUUUGUGACACUCGUGGCGCAGACCCAGUCGGUGGCGCAUGUGAAUACUUCAAUAUCUGGAGAGCCACUGUAAACGGAAUUCCUACCACUUACACUUGUUCUAUGUACUUCAUACCCGCUGACAACUCUACCGCUGUCAACUUUGGCCAAGGAGACCUCCUCGUAACGGAAUCACGAGGAUACAAGCGAAACAACCUUAUCGUUGAUGGUGGCUUCGAGGGAUACACCUGCGGCACUUCUGCCGAAGUUCCAUUCUGCUUCACUCCAGGUUACAGUGCCUGGCAGGGAACCUCUUCUCCCAACGGUAACCUGGAUGCCUCUAUCUUCAACUUCGAGCCGUACGCCCACACUGGAAACGCCGUCGCACUCCUAGGUUCGGCUUAUGGCUCUGACGAUCUUCCCGGAACGCUUGCACCAACUGUCCCUAUAGCAACGGAAGCUGGUCAGUCGUACACACUUCAAUUCUUCCACUCCAGUUUCUACUCUGGUGAAGAAGCCGAAGCCCCGGCUACUCUGGAGAUCAUUUGGAAUGGGGAGAGUGUAGACACUAUCCACCCGGGUUUCAGCCAGUGGACUCCGCACCAGUACACUGUUGUUGCUCAAGGCAAUGACCUGCUUCAAUUCAAGGGCGGAGCUGCCCCUGCAUACGUCUUCAUUGACGAUGUCUCCCUCUUCCCAUUGUGA
This is a messenger RNA of Lentinula edodes (shiitake mushroom), 1506 nucleotides long. RefSeq lists its product as uncharacterized. NCBI's taxonomy places the organism in Eukaryota, Fungi, Basidiomycota, Agaricomycetes, Agaricales, Omphalotaceae. The record is from RefSeq and is a predicted model, not a curated record. The transcript has 6 exons. The coding region runs from base 1 to 1506 and encodes 501 amino acids.